CCAACAUACACAGUACAGGUGGACGUGCAGCUGUGACCGAUUUGAGCAAAGACGUGAUUUUAAGAUAAAAAAAAAAUUAAAUGUCGCCUUGACCGUUCAUUCUCCAUCUUCGGGUGGGAUCUAUUAUCUAUUACGAACCACUGUGGACGGCACCCAUCAGUAUGAACCUGGGAGAAGGUUUGCUGUUUGAGCUGGAAAAUGGGAAACCCAAACUGAUCUUUCUGAAUCAUGAAGAAAAAUUUCAGAAGAAUCCAGUGAAGCCAAGGCCCCGACUGCCUAGUGUCUUGAGCUGUAGACAGCCCUCGAGAUUGGCUACGCGUAAGGAGGAGCAGCCAAUCAGAAAACAGAAUCUACUGAAUGGGAGAAGCCACCAGAAUAAACCAGGAAGAGGAGAGGCCAUCGUCAGAGGCUGGGGCCAAACUGUGACAACUGCAAAAACUCAAGAGAAUACUGCGCUGGGAAAACAAGUUAAAACUAAUGCCAAGGUGAAAGCAGCUAAACCCCAAAAUGUGACACCAGACAGAAAACCAGAGGAGCCCAAGAAGAAGGUUGGGCUAAAAGUUGCACCGUACAGGCAGAGCACAUCGCUGCAGGAGAAUGAGGCGUGUCUGACCAAUGAGCAGCUUCAACAUAUUCUUAAUGUGGUCCAGACAAACAACUAUCCCCCAAACACAGAAGAAAACCAAGCAGAGUGUGUCCCAGAGUCUAUAGCGAGUGAAACGAAGGGUCCAGAGGAAAUAAGGGAAAAAAAUGAAAUUGAAACUGAAACUGGAAAUGCACCAAACAAGGACAAAAGAUCCAGAGGUCUGUUGAGUUGGGUGGAGGAGCGGCCAUCUGAGGAUAGAGCUGUGCUGGAUGCAAAAAAAGCUCAGUGGAAGAAAGAACUGGAUGAACAAUUGGCAUUGAAGCAGAAGAUCCAGCGGUUGGCUCCACUCAGACUCCAGGGGGAGGAUGACACAGAGAGUUUGGUCUCGGUCCAAAGCUCUAUCAGUUACAAAGAUUUACCAGCCGCCAUCAGGUCCAGCCUCAGAGUCGGGGAGUUUGCUCCGAUGGACGAGGUGGAGCUGACACAGGAGCAGAGGCAGGAGCAGAGAAGACUUUGGCUUCAGGAGCUGGACAAACAACGAGCGGAAAGUUCAGAGAGAAAACGCCUCGAAAAACUACAACAACAACAAACAGAGGACCUGCACCUGUGGGCGUGUCACUUUGACUCCUUCCACAGACCCCCCCUGGCUCCUCCCCCCUGCUCUCAUGCUCCUCCCCCCUGCACACUGCCCCCGCCCCCUUGCCCCAGCGCAGACAGAGGUGAGAUGGACCGCUGCUCCAGUCUGUCCCAGUGGGAGGAGGUCAAUGUCAGAGCCAAUGUGGAGACAAACAGCAGAGGGGGACACACCAACAGCGCCAGUCACCUCCGGACCAUGACGUCUCUGUUGGAUCCGGCUGAAAUCGAGGAGAGAGAGUGCCGCAGACUCAAGCAGCUGGAACAACAGCAAGCAAUUGAGCUGCAGGUGGAGGAGCGCCGUCGCCGUAGAGAGGAGGAGGAGUCACAGAGGAAACGGGAAGAAGAGGAGGAGGAGCGAAGAGUGGAGCAGGAGAGAGAGCGACUGCAGAGACAGUACGAGAAAGAGAGACAGCGAGAGAGGAACAAGGAGCAGAGUCCAGAGAUGGGCCCAUUGGUCACAAACAGCUCUGAGCCUGAAGUACAGUCCAACACAGCGGCCAAUCAGGAUACAAGUCCGGAGCAGGAGGCAGAAUUAACAGCUGUCAAUCAUCACAGAGACACAGCAGUUCAAACGGAGGAGGUGCACAUUUCUGAGUCCUUGGAUUCAGGCUCCUGUGGUCUGGUCUCUGGUCCGGUCCCUGGUCUGGUUCCAGGUCCGAUCUCAGGUCCUGUCUCUGGUCUGAACGCCGUAGUCCAGGCUCAAGUCCAGCAGAUGUUACACAGAGAUUUUGGGGCAGAGGCGUAUGAGCCAUUCACCAGGACGGAGCGCCCCAAAAAAUACGAGAAGAGACCAGAGUGGAAUACACAGAGACCGAAUAGGAAGUUCGUGCCUGCCUCUCAGCGUUACCCAGAGGAGCUGCAGCGUCAGAGACAGGAGAGCCGUCUGAGGAGGCAGGCGCAGCUCCUGUCACUGCAGAGGAAUCCAACUAGCAACCCACACAACAAUAAUGCAACCAGCAGAAACCCAGCCAAUAGCCAAAACGUGCCUCCAAGCCUCAGCCCCACAGAGCAGAGUGGACCAAAGGAGACCAGACAGACCAGCCGGUUCAAGAUGGUUGGACAGCCCACAGAUAAGGGGCGCUCUCCACUCCACAUUGACUCUCCAGCUCCAGAUUUUCUCCCUUAUGUUCGAACAGAUGAAGUGUUUAACCUGAGACCAGUGGAAACGCAGCAUCAGCACUCACUACACACAGCUCCAGCUCUUCGGCUUCUGCAGAAAACCCAGAGAAAAGAAGAAAUCCUCAGAGGACUGGCGCAGCUCAGACAGGGUUUGCUCCAGAAACAGCGUGAGCUUGAGUUGGACCUGAGCCGCAGUAUGUUUGACGGCAAACUACCGAUGUGAACUAUGACCCCUGGAUCCGUGGAUCUCACUUCCUUUUUCCUUCAGCAGCACUUUGAGGCAGAGACCACUGUCUGUAUUUAUUGAAAUUUGAUUGUAAUAAACUUUGAACUGGC
Boleophthalmus pectinirostris (great blue-spotted mudskipper) is the source of this 2677-nucleotide messenger RNA. RefSeq names its product coiled-coil domain containing 66 (gene ccdc66). Bases 162 to 2564 code for a protein of 800 amino acids. Gene Ontology annotation, molecular function: microtubule binding. Gene Ontology annotation, cellular component: cilium; microtubule. The record is from RefSeq and is a predicted model, not a curated record. The transcript has 21 exons. NCBI's taxonomy places the organism in Eukaryota, Metazoa, Chordata, Actinopteri, Gobiiformes, Gobiidae. Gene Ontology annotation, biological process: cilium assembly.